Molecule: messenger RNA, 1166 nt
Organism: Sabethes cyaneus
Lineage: Eukaryota; Metazoa; Arthropoda; Insecta; Diptera; Culicidae
Gene: EndoG
Product: endonuclease G, mitochondrial
Exons: 3
Coding region: 70-1047 (325 amino acids)
Biological process (GO): apoptotic DNA fragmentation
Cellular component (GO): nucleus; mitochondrial inner membrane
Molecular function (GO): single-stranded DNA endonuclease activity; metal ion binding; nucleic acid binding
Source: RefSeq, a predicted model, not a curated record
AUGUCAAAAUUACGGGUCUAAAUUUUUAUUAGGCAAAAUAGAUAGUACACAGUUUUAAACGAAUAUUACAUGUCUUCAAAUACGAUGUCGAGGAUUCUUCUGCUAGGUUCUGUUGGACUUGGAAGCUAUUUUGCCGGUAUCUAUGUCGAACGAACGAAAUCCGCGAAUCAUCAAGCGUGGACUGCAGAUGAUUAUGUAAAUAAACCUACAGACGGAUGUGUUAGCCAGAAAUUUCAACGCAAGCCGGGACUUCCGAUUUUCGGAACGGUAUCCGCCGCUUCUCCCGUUCCCGCAGGAGGUGAUGCUGUGGUGCAAAGCAACGUGAGUCGUAUAGGUCAAAUAAUGAAGUUCGGUUUUCCGGGUUUGGAUAAUGUGAGGUCGUAUGAUGAUUUCGUAUUGUCAUAUGAUCGUAGGACACGAGUGGCCCAUUGGGUAUUUGAACACCUAACAGCAGACAGAGUUAAACACAACGAUGCGGUCGAUCGGUCAAAGUGUGAUUUUAAACCCGAUGAAAGCAUGCAUCCUUUUUUUCGGUCUUUGAAUUCCGAUUACAAAGGAUCGGGCUUCGAUAGGGGACAUCUCGCUGCCGCUGGUAAUCAUAAAUCAGAACAAAAGCACUGCGAGCAAACCUUUUUUCUAACUAACAUGGCCCCGCAAGUAGGCGUCGGUUUUAACCGCGAUAAAUGGAACCACCUUGAACGGCACGUUAGAAAACUGACUAAGGAAUAUCCCAACGUGUACUGCUGCACCGGACCACUGUAUCUUCCCAGAAAGGAGGCUGAUGGGAAAUUGUACGUACGCUAUCAGGUGAUUGGUGCCAACAAUGUGGCUGUUCCGACGCACUUCUACAAAGUGGUGGUAAUGGAAACGACGGAUCACCGACUCGAAAUGGAAGCAUACGUACUGCCGAAUCAAAAAAUCGAUGAAGGAACGCCGCUUACGAUGUUUCAGGUACCACCGGAAACGAUAGAACGUGCUGCUGGAUUGCUGUUUUUCGAUAAGGUUGCACGUAACCAGCUCUCGAAAAUCAAUGGAAAGAAGCUGUGAGCUGUAGCUCUUUAAUUUGUAUAAAUUAAGUAGAAUUAUUACUUUUUUCUGUCAAUUUUUGUGAGAAAAUGAUGAAAAAAGUCAAUUAGGCAAUAUACUUGAAUAAGUAGAAAAAUGUA